GUGGAGUUUCCCUAGCCCAGGGAGGAGGGGGAAGAGGACGAGGAGUAGGAGGGCGGUCGUCCGGGGUUAGGUUUGGGGGGUGUUGGUCUGUUCAGGGCGGGGGAUGACUCACAGCCCAUCCCAUCUCUUCGACGCCUCCCGCCCGCGCAGAGCUCACUCCAUGGCUUAGCGGGGGAGGCAGUGGUAAGCAGGGGCGGGGACUCUUAUUUUGUUAGGGGGACCGGGCCGAAGCCCGACCGGCCUGGCAGGGCUCGCCCGGGGCCGGGCGUCAUGUCUCAUGCAGCCGAGCCAUCUCGGGACGGCGUAGAGGCCAGCGCAGAGGGCCCUCGAGCCGUGUUCGUGGUGUUGGAGGAACGGAGGCCGGCCGACUCGGCCCAACUGCUCAGCCUAAACUCUUUGCUUCCGGAAUCCGGGAUUGUUGCUGACAUCGAAUUAGAAAACGUCCUUGAUCCUGACAGCUUCUACGAGCUCAAAAGCCAGCCCUUAUCACUACGCUCAAGCCUCCCAAUAUCACUGCAGGCCACACCAGCCACCCCAGCUACCCUGUCUGCAUCAUCUUCUGCAGGGGGCUCCCGGACCCCUGCCAUGUCAUCAUCAUCUUCAUCACGGGUCUUGCUGCGGCAGCAGCUAAUGCGGGCCCAGGCCCAGGAGCAGGAGAGGCGUGAGCGUCGGGAACAGGCUGCAGCCUCUCCCUUCCCCAGUCCUGCACCUGCCUCUCCUGCCAUCUCUGUGGUUGGUGUCUCUGCUGGGGGCCACACAUUGGGCCGUCCUCCCCCUGCUCAGGUGCCCAGGGAGGUGCUCAAGGUGCAGACACAUCUGGAGAACCCAACACGCUACCACCUGCAGCAGGCGCGCCGGCAGCAGGUGAAACAGUACCUGUCCACCACACUUGGACCCAAGCUGGCUUCCCAGGCCCUCAAUCCACCACCAGGGGCUGCUAGUGCUCAGCCGCUCCCUGCCCCCGAGGCCGCCCAUGCUACUGGCCCCACAGGCAGUGCCCCCAACAGCCCCAUGGCACUACUCACCAUUGGAUCCAGCUCAGAGAAGGAGAUUGAUGAUGUGAUUGAUGAGAUCAUCAGCCUGGAGUCCAGUUACAAUGAUGAGAUGCUCAGCUAUCUGCCUGGAGGCACUGCGGGGCUACAGCUCCCCAGCACGCUGCCCGUGUCAGGGAAUCUGCUUGAUGUGUACAAUAGUCAGGGCGUGGCCACGCCUGCCAUCACUGUCAGCAACUCUUGCCCAGCUGAGCUGCCCAACAUCAAACGGGAGAUCUCUGAGACAGAGGCCAAGGCCCUUUUGAAGGAACGGCAGAAGAAAGACAAUCACAACCUAAUUGAACGUCGCAGGCGAUUCAACAUUAAUGACAGGAUCAAGGAGCUGGGCACUCUCAUCCCCAAGUCCAGUGACCCGGAGAUGCGCUGGAACAAGGGCACUAUCCUGAAAGCCUCUGUAGAUUACAUCCGCAAGUUGCAGAAGGAGCAGCAACGCUCCAAGGACCUGGAGAGCCGGCAGCGGUCCCUGGAGCAAGCCAACCGCAGCCUGCAGCUCCGAAUACAGGAGCUUGAACUGCAGGCCCAGAUCCAUGGUCUGCCUGUCCCUCCCACCCCAGGGCUGCUUUCCCUGGCCACAACUUCGGCCUCUGACAGCCUCAAGCCAGAGCAGCUGGACGUUGAGGAGGAGGGCAGGCCAGGCACAGCAACAUUUCAUGCAGGAGAGGGACCUGCUCAGGGCGCUCCCCAUCAGCAGCCCCCAGUGCCACCCUCGGAUGCCCUUCUGGACCUGCACUUUCCCAGCGACCACCUGGGGGAUCUGGGGGACCCCUUCCACCUGGGGCUAACGGACAUUCUGAUGGAGGAGGAGGAGGGAGUGGUGGGAGGACUGUCAGGGGGCACCCUGUCCCCACUGCGGGCUGCCUCUGACCCCCUGCUCUCUUCUGUGUCCCCCGCUGUCUCUAAGGCCAGCAGCCGCCGCAGCAGCUUCAGCAUGGAGGAAGAGUCCUGAUCAGGCCUCACCCCUCCCCUGGGAUUUCCCCACUCAGGAAAGGAGGAUAAGUCAGGAUGAGGCCCUGCCUUUUCCCUCACUCUCCCAUGAGGUUGUCCUGCCUAGGUCUUCUGGGGAAAGAGAUGAGAUGAGGCCCCAACCCUACCAGUCAAGGAGAAGGAGUCAGGUGACACCCCACCCUUCCCUACAGGCCCAGCCAGCUGCAAGAAGAUCAGGGUCUUGUCUCCAGGAGAUCACAGCCUCACCCUUGCCCCAUGGUACCUGCCCUUGCCCAGGUGAGGGAAGGAAACAGGAUGAGAUCCAUCCCUGUCCCCUGAUGACUAUCGUUGCCAUGUCUCCUGGGAUAAGGAGGUGUCAGGAUACUUCUCCAUCCCCUAUCUUAGAAUGGUCAGUCUAGUCCAUCCUGGCAAGGAAGAGGAAUCGGAAUUAUGGGAUUCCCACCUUGGGGUUUGAAGCCCUGCCCCUUCCCCAUGACCCAUUCCCUGGCCUGCCCAGGCCAGGAACGUAAGUGAGGAUGAGAGCCAGACCCUUCACCUGGAAAUUCAGUCUUCCAGCAAUAAAAGGAGCCAGGCCCCGCCCCUCCCUUCUAGGAAUAGCCCAGUAGGGGUAUUUCAGGCAUGAAGGAGUCUGUAAGAUCAGGCCACCAUGUGGCGAUCACAGCCCUUAUUCCUUAGCAACAUCCCAUCCAAGCAUUCCACUACAGGGAGGAGUGUUACUUAAGCUCCCUGCCUUAACCUGAGACCAAGGUGACAACCUAGGAGGGCUCUGAGCUGACCUUGCCCUUAGAGGUGGGGGCAGAUCUUGAAAUAUUGUGGAUUGACAUUACAGACCUAGAUCAGGAGUGAGAGACCCCUACCUUUGGGGAGAGUCCUGACUCCUUCCUUGAAGGGCAGUUUGGGGAGGCGAUGGGGAGUAGGGGUUACUGAGUCCAGGUACCGGCACCCCAUUCCUUUUUUUUUUAACAUGUAGAAGAACACGAUGAAGGAAGGGACCCUUCUGGGGAUUUCCCCAGCCCAGGAAAAAGUGGAAACUUUUCCCACCAAGGCAGAGGCUUGGAGGAAGGAUUACAAAAGCAUGUAUCCUUCUUUUGUUUAUCCGAUUUUUUACUGACCCCUUACUCAGAAGCUAGGUCACCCACAGCCACUGACUUCUACCCAGCUCUCCAUUUGGAGGAAUCUUCCUCAUUUCAGAGUUAUCAACAGACGCUCCUCACCCAUCCCCACCCCUCUUACCACAUACAUACACCCAAGGCUGUCAACUCGAUUGUUGGGCCCAAGUCCCAAGGAGAGUGUACUGAGGGGUCUGUAGGUUUGUGAUUAAAAUAAUAAAUGCUAGGCGUGUUUGAUGCGCUUUUAACUUUGGCAAAGAGUCUCCUGUCCUUUUGACUAUGCAAUGAGCAUGGCUCAUGCAGGCCAAGAGGAAGGAAGGUUCUUGGAAGAAACAGAUGUAAGAGAUGGAUAAAAGAAUUUAGCUAGAAAUAGGGGCUGGAGGAAAACAACCAAAAGCAACCGGUCCUUAACUACCUGCCAGGCACUCUCCUAAUAAUUGCAAGUAUUUUACCUAAUUUAUCAUUCUAAGGAAUAUUCAUCAAGAAUAUGCUGAUUUUUAUUCCCAGUUUAUGUUUGAAGAAACCCAGGAAUAGAAUUUAACUAUAUGAAGAUAAACAACUGGUAAAUGGAUGAAGAGCUAAAUGGUAAAGUUAGGUGAGUGAGGGCUCUGGUUUGAAAAGUCACUGAGGGCAAAGGGGUCAAAGAUUUUCUUGCAAGUUCUCUUUUGAAACUGAUAAGAAAGUGUGUGAAUGUAUCUGCUGGCAGACAUUAGAGGCAUUCCAGAAGAAAGGGCAAAGACAGAAACCAUAAAGAUCAGGAACAGGUAAGCAACUUCCUUUCAGAACAGAUAUUGACAUUUUGGAGGAAUUUUAUAGAGGUGAACAGACACAGGUAUCUUGAAAGCUGGGGAAAAAAUAUUCCUAGAAUUCCUCAACCAGAUUCUUGACUCCCAGGACAGGCAUCAGGCCCGGUCCUGUGUCUGCCCCAGCAGAGUGAGCACCACACUUGCUACUUCUUUCUAGCCUAUCAUCACACUGUGACACCCCCUAAGGCCUGGUUGUUGAAUCUACCCCCAGACUUGUGGCUCCCUGAUACCUUUAUUUUUUCUCCUCAAAUUUGCUAUAUCCUCUUUAUAAAGAUAACAUGUAAUACCCA
This is a messenger RNA of Pteropus alecto (black flying fox), 4202 nucleotides long. It is a transcript of the gene TFE3, whose product is annotated as transcription factor binding to IGHM enhancer 3. Gene Ontology annotation, molecular function: RNA polymerase II cis-regulatory region sequence-specific DNA binding; protein dimerization activity; DNA-binding transcription factor activity, RNA polymerase II-specific. The record is from RefSeq and is a predicted model, not a curated record. The transcript has 10 exons. Gene Ontology annotation, biological process: humoral immune response; regulation of osteoclast differentiation; regulation of transcription by RNA polymerase II. NCBI's taxonomy places the organism in Eukaryota, Metazoa, Chordata, Mammalia, Chiroptera, Pteropodidae. Gene Ontology annotation, cellular component: nucleus. Bases 271 to 1998 code for a protein of 575 amino acids.